Molecule: messenger RNA, 1203 nt
Organism: Knipowitschia caucasica
Lineage: Eukaryota; Metazoa; Chordata; Actinopteri; Gobiiformes; Gobiidae
Source: the annotation of a GenBank genome assembly
AUGCGUGACCCUUUCAAAAUAAAGCUCCAGCAACCGUUUCAUGGGAGAAGCGCAGCACCAGACACCUGCUUUAGUCACAAGCUCCCUGAGGAUUUCUCUCCAGCAUUUGCACAGAAAAAUCACAUUAUGAUGAUGUUUCUCACAACAUGGAUGUUAUUACUGUCUCUUUGUCACGGAUCGUUCAACAUCGACCUUUCAAAAACUGACUUCAUCUAUCUGGAGUAUGGGGAGACCGCAGUUCUGUCGUGUCACAGCUCUGCUACCCUGGAUGAAGACGCAGAGGUUGUCUGGGAGGCCUGGGGCACCAAACUGGCCUCUGCGACAACAGCUGGAAGGACCAUAGCUCAUCAAUACAAUAAACAUGUCCGUUUUGCCUCAGACCUCACAGGGAACUGGUCUCUGGUGAUAGACUCAGUGAUUCUCAGUGACAGUGCUCUGUACGAGUGUCUGCAGGAGGGCAAAAAGAUCCUGGCUGUCACCUGGCUCCAAGUGCAACCUCCUCAGGUAGACUCUGUGAUGGAGGUCUAUCCCGAUAACACCCCAGUGACUCUGCCCUGUUACCUGCACCUGUCCAGGAACCAGGAUCUGGAUGAACUCAACGUGUGGUGGGAGAAAGAUGGGAAGAUUCUGUUGGAAAGGGUCGAUGGCGAGGUGACCGAACACAGUGAAGGCUGGCCUAACCCUGAAUACGAGAACUUUCAUAAUUAUGAUCAAAACCUUGACAGGUUUCCUUAUUCCCUGUCACAAUCUUCAGACUUUGGAGAAUACAACUGCUGGUACCGCACCAAGCAGUCAGAGAAAGCCAAGCCUGGGAUUCCUGGAACUAUCAAAGUUAUAUUCAAAUACUUUAUUUAUGACUCAGAAAAUGAAAAUAAUACAGAGAACGCCACAGAGGAAUCUGGAAGUACUUUCUCUGGGAUUGUUCCUUUUGAGCUUGACAUUGAGGAAACUACAACAAGUGAAAUGCCAAUAUUUGUCAACACAGUUACAGCGGUAAUGGAAGUAAGUAGUAGCACAGAGACUCUUCCGAUGGAAGCCCAAGAGGAAACGUUCACUUCUUUCCCCCAUGAAGAUGUGGAUGAAGAAGAGGAGGACUCAGUGGACUGGUCAGACUUCCCAUGGGUGCGGAUUGGACUCAUCGCUGCGGUUUUAUCAGCGACAGCGUUGGUUCUGUGCAUUCUUGGACUUCUACAUAAACUUUAA